UGACUCGGUUUCGUCAUCUAUCUAUAUAUGUAUAUAUAUAUAUAUGUGAAGAAUCAGGCAACAACUCCGCUACAUUAAUUUCUCAGAUUCCUUUUAGUUCUCAUCGAAGACACCUUCUCCUCAGAUCUCCAAAUUCAAGAAUACGAAAUGAAGAAAGUGGUUUUGAAAUUGGACUUUGCUGAUGAGAAAACGAAGCAAAAAGCCAUGAUGAAAGUCUCCGGUCUCUCAGGGUUGGAGUCAAUUGCACUUGAUCCAAAGGACAAGAAGCUGACUGUCACCGGGGACAUAGAUCCGGUGGCUGUGGUGGCCAAGUUGAGGAAGCUUUGCAACGCAGAUAUACUGUCUGUUGGGCCGGCGAAAGAGCCCGAGAAGAAAAAGGAGGAGCCCAAAAAGGAGGAGCCCAAGAAAGGAGACGACAAGAAAAAAGAUGCCCCAAAAGAGGAUGCGGCCCAGUUGUUGAAGGCUUAUCAAGCCUACUAUCAACAGCCCUAUUACUACCACCACCAUCAUCAGUAUCAGCCUUACCAGCAGCCACAGCCACCGGUAGCGGCGCCGCCGCCGCCGUACUAUACCAGAAGUGUGGAGGAGGAUCCCAAUGGUUGUGUUAUUUGUUGAAAACUCUGGAAAUUAAUUCAUAGGUUAUGGGUUAUUUUUAAUAAGGAAUCAUUUGUUUUGGGUCAACUCUAUUAUUAUUAUUUUUUGGGGGGCCUAAUUGCAAUUUCAAGAUUAGUGUAUUCAAGAAGAGGGCAUUAAGUUUUAUUAUGUAUAUAGAAAAAGCUAUGAUUGCUUUUAUUUAUUUCUUGGUCUAAGAGAUUGAAAAUUAAAUUGAAUUUUGCUGCAUAUUCAACUUGACUUGUAAAUUUGAGGAUUUCUCAAAGAUGUGAUUGGUCAA
Molecule: messenger RNA, 892 nt
Organism: Sesamum indicum (sesame)
Lineage: Eukaryota; Viridiplantae; Streptophyta; Magnoliopsida; Lamiales; Pedaliaceae
Product: heavy metal-associated isoprenylated plant protein 39-like
Molecular function (GO): metal ion binding
Source: RefSeq, a predicted model, not a curated record